AUGAUACCAUUGCUCCAUCUUAUAUCUCUGAUCACCCUAAUACCAUGCUCCAGUUCAAUAGAGGAUAAUAAGAUUGCCUCUUCUUGCUGUGGAACACCAGGGAUUCCAGGUAUACCUGGGACACAUGGUAAUGCUGGAUUACCUGGUAGGGAUGGAAGAGAUGAAAAAGCUGGGUCCCCUGGCACAAGUGAAUCUAAAGGUGAUACCUGGAGCACAGGAAUUCCAGGUGCUCGAGGUUUCCCCGGUAUGGCCAGUCCUUCUGGUUUACAAGAUGAGAAAGGGGUGCAGGGAAAAUGUGCUGUGUCCUCCUGCUCUGCAUUUAGUGCCAAGCUAUCAGAGUCUCGCACAUCACCCAUACCUGGGCAACCUGUUCCCUUUGAAAAAGUAUUAAUAAAUGAACAGGGGCAUUACAAGCCAGAAACUGGAUGUUUCCACUGUGUUGUACGAGGGCUCUUGUACUUCUUCAUCCAUGGCACUGUCUUCCGUGGAUCACUUCACCUGCAGCCAUGGGCGUCCACAUAUAGAGGCAAGUGGGGGGGGGAGGGCACUGCCCCCCUGGACUUGUACUUCAUGCCUAUCUUGCCCAUGUGCAUCUGUAAUGGCAAAGCCUGGGACCCUGAGGGAGAAGGCACUUACCCCACCACACGAUCAUCAGUGUCAGACUGGGACACCAGGGGCCCACUAUCAGUACGGUUUCCAACGGGGAACCUUUUGACGGUGAGCUUGCGCACCCGAACGAAAGUCCGAGAUUACAACAGCACCUGUGUGGGUGCCGAAGCUGAGAGCAGUGAGCGGGGUGUACGCGCCGCAGCGCAGAGUCACUUAGCGGGCUGGAGCUAG
Messenger RNA from Xenopus laevis (African clawed frog), 840 nucleotides. RefSeq names its product complement C1q tumor necrosis factor-related protein 5-like (gene c1qtnf5.S). Bases 1 to 840 code for a protein of 279 amino acids. NCBI's taxonomy places the organism in Eukaryota, Metazoa, Chordata, Amphibia, Anura, Pipidae. The transcript has 3 exons. The record is from RefSeq and is a predicted model, not a curated record.